UUUCUACUUGGACAAACACAUACUACUUGGAUAGGCGUAUCUAUUCCAGUAUCAUGUAUUUUAUACAUUUUUAAACAUCAAUGAUCUCUAAAGAAAGAGUAUUCUGAACUUCUUUCAAGUUAUUCGUAUAUAAAAUUCACCAAAACAUGAUCAAAACAUACAUCAUUUUCUCGUUAUUUUUUGGGCUGGCUAUUGAGGCAGCUUUGGCUUUCCCAACUGGACGAAAUAGCGACCUGGAACACAAAAUUGCAAAGAGGAAUUUUGUCCCCAACCGAUUUGACAUUGUUGAUAAUGAAAUAAAACAUGCUAUCCAAAAAGAGGUUCAAAACGCUUUAAGAAAGAAUUUUGUACCAAAUAAUCCUCUUUUGGAAGCGAAUAAAUGGGGAAGAUCGAGUUCUGCUCGGUAUCCAGUAAAUCAACCAACCAUGGUCUAUGGUAUGGAGUAUGAUCAGAUUAAUCCAUCGAGAUCAGAUCCGGGAUAUUUAGUCUUGGAUCUAAAGAAGUUGGCACAAGGCCGUUUAAAAUUUCAUGAACAACAACUUGGUUCCCAAAGAUGGAAAUCGAAGCCAAAAGCAGUUCCAAAACCAAAACAAAAAUAUGCUAAUCCUAACAAUCCAUACCAGCAGCAGUAUUACAAUAAUUAUGGUGCUUAUCAACCAAACAAUCAAUAUGGUUAUCAACCAAACAAUCAAUAUGGUUAUCAACCAAACUAUCAGAAUAAUUAUCAACAACCAACAAAUCCUGGAAUGCAAGCUGCAUCAAGUGUGCCACAAUACGGAAUGCAAGGAUAGGUUAAAGAUUUGUGAAAGUGUGUCGAUACAGUGUUGUCUGCGAUCGCAUGUUAAAAGUCGUUGUGAUUUCUUUGUUUUUUUAACAGGCAUUCCCCUAAUAUUACCACAUUAACACUUUUGAUGUAAAUAUGACGUCAUGGAGACAAUUGAAAACAUUAUUUCACUAGCUGAUAACAGUUAUUUACGUGCAUUUUAUCCAAAUGAAUGUAAAGGAUCGGGUUUUUUGGCAACAGGAAAUAACAUGACCGUUAAGGAUUCGGUGCUAUGAGUGGUGCAUAUGUUGUAGCCUUCACUACCGUUUUGUUAUUAUAAAUUAUUGUUGUUA
Dendronephthya gigantea is the source of this 1116-nucleotide messenger RNA. RefSeq lists its product as uncharacterized. The transcript is spliced from 4 exons. The record is from RefSeq and is a predicted model, not a curated record. NCBI's taxonomy places the organism in Eukaryota, Metazoa, Cnidaria, Anthozoa, Malacalcyonacea, Nephtheidae. Bases 147 to 791 code for a protein of 214 amino acids.